CACCGACACACAGCGCCACACCAGCUCUGCGAUAUAAUCGAUACAGAUUUACUUCGAUACUAAGGCUGUUGUAAUAAUAUUUACCAACACGGUCGUGCAGUAAGCCGAUACAAGUGGCCGUGAAAGCAAGGCGUAUGGAUCAGUGCCUGUCGGACUGCCGCGCUGUUAGGAUGGGUCGGAGUGAGCGUUCGCUAGUGCAUACCAACACAAGGUAAUGGCGGCGGACCGGCAGAGGGCGCCCAUCAGAGUUGGUUUCUAUGACAUCGAGAGAACCAUUGGCAAGGGCAACUUCGCCGUGGUGAAACUCGCCAAGCACCGCAUAACGAAAACAGAGGUGGCCAUCAAGAUCAUAGACAAGACGCAGCUGGACGCCGUCAAUCUGCAGAAGGUUUACCGGGAGGUGGACAUCAUGAAGCUUCUGGAUCACCCGCACAUCAUAAAACUGUACCAGGUGAUGGAGACGAAGAACAUGAUCUACAUUGUGUCGGAGUACGCCAGUCAGGGCGAGAUAUUCGACUACAUCGCAAGGUACGGACGAAUGACGGAGGGGGCUGCUCGUCGGAAGUUUUGGCAGAUCCUGUCCGCCGUGGAGUACUGCCAUAAUCGUCGCGUGGUGCACAGGGACCUGAAGGCUGAGAACCUGCUGAUGGACGGACACAUGAACAUCAAGAUCGCAGACUUCGGGUUCAGCAACUACUACACGCCGGGCGAGCAGCUGGCCACGUGGUGCGGGUCCCCGCCUUACGCCGCGCCAGAGGUCUUCGAGGGAAAGAAGUACACGGGGCCUGAGAUCGACGUCUGGAGUCUCGGCGUUGUCCUGUACGUGCUGGUGUGCGGAGCUCUGCCGUUCGAUGGAUCGACUCUCCAGUCUCUCAGGGACAGGGUCCUCUCUGGCAGGUUCCGGAUACCCUACUUCAUGAGCUCAGAUUGUGAAUCUCUGAUCCGCAAGAUGUUGGUGCUAGACCCAAGCAAGCGGUACAGUGUCGAUCAUAUCAAGAGGCACCGUUGGAUGGUUGCCGAGGCCCCCAGACUGCUGCCGAGUACUGGCGGAGAGCAGCACGGCACAGAGCCGAACGAGCAGAUUCUGCGACUGAUGCAGAGCCUUGGGAUAGACGCAGUCAAGACGAGGGAGUCUCUGCGGUGUGGGAGCUAUGAUCACCAUGCAGCCAUCUACUUUCUAUUGUUGGAGCGGUUGAGACAGCAACGCAGCAGCUUCCCACUGUCGCACGACACUGGCUCCACCAGCGGACAGAGUGGAAAGCAGUCCCUGGACUCGAUGCAGCGACGGCGCCCGAGCACCAUCGCCGAGCAGGCCAUGCGCAAGUUGGGGAUAGCGGUUCCCUCUACUCUGGCCAGCAGCGGCAUCCCAGAAAGCAGUACCAGACGUGCAAGUGGGGAGCAUACCCGAUUGUCCUACCCCCCACAGGACCUAGCACCUCAGUUCCCAGCAGUACCCACUCAACAAGACUUCUUCUUGGCACGAUCUAGCAGCCGAACUGCACCUUCAGCAGAUAUUCGCCUCGUGAAUCACCCCCCACCAUUCAGAGACCUAUAUCAGUACCAUUACUCAUCACAGCAGCCGCGGUUUAGCAAUCUUGGCAGUUCUCUGUCUGCAGGUGUGGUUCCUUCUGUACAGUAUGCAGAUGAGGGUGUGGAAACAGACAUGGAGGACUCUCCUGCCAGUAGCACAAGAUCACAGCAUCAGCGCCUGGCCUCUUACGCAAGCUCAUCCUCCUCGAGUGGCAACAAGAGCCUGAGUCAACACCUCAGCUCUGACUCGUGCUCUGGAUCCACGUUCGACGACUACCAGCUGGAGUCGGAUCUGGCUUCCAGUCUGCCUUCCUGCAGCACCCCCCAAGAGAGUGUUGCCGCUACAGUGUACACCAAGCCACACAAUCCCCUGCUGCACAGUGCUACCAGCCGUGCCAACACACGUUCGCCCGUCGAUUUCAGAGAGGGACGGCGGGCCUCGGAUGGCCUGGUGGCUCAGCAGGGAGUGGAUGGAGGGAGCGGGAAUGUGACCGGAGGGGGCGUGAUUGCAUUCAACAGUCAGAGGCUGCACGAGACAGGCAAAGCCAAGGGCAUCAUGGAACUUCAUCUUGUUCAGCGUGAGCAUCAGGCCCUACGAAGCAGGUAUCAGCCAAGUGAACAGCAUUCUCAAUUCAUGCGCUCCGCGCCACGAGUCAGCCUGCCGCUUAGCCUGCUGCAGCAGAAGAGACAGAUUCUGCAAAAGCAAGGUGCUUUCCAGCAGCCAAGCGUGAGUGAGGUGAUGAGCCGGCGUCAGAUGCUGCGACAGGCCUCCUAUAAGCUCGCGCAGCAGACGCAGAUACUGCCUCCCCUCCCCCUUCAAGAGACAAUCGUGGAAGACCGGGCUCUCCAGUACAAACACGCCAUCGAGGGGGAGUUCGGAGAACAGGUGGCAUUCCAGACUAUAGCGGAGGACAGCACCAACGGAGUUCAUCCUCCAGGGGGCAGAGUCCUCCACGCUCCGCAAGCAGACGUGGCUAGAGCUCUGCCGACGUUAGAUGACGCGCCACCGAGCGAUCCAGGAGGGGAGCAGUGGCAGUCGCUGCCUAGCACCCUGGCAUCAGCGUGCCACAUUAGUGACUCGCAGUCAUGGGGACGACAGACACUGUGUGAGGGAAUCCCCACGUGGCAGCAGCAGUCCACUUACGCAACGACACAACCUGUCACAGGCUGGAACCAGAUGUCAACGACUCCCGCAUCAGGCUCCUACCUGACAACAAGCAGCAUCCCUUGGCAACCCAUUGUGUCAUCCAUGCAACCUGUGUGUGAGAGUCCAAUCCUGGAGCUGACAGAGCAGAUGGAGUCUAUGUGAACAGGUUAAGAAUUGCAGAACAAACGUAACUACAUCACGACACGUGUUGUGUAGUACCAAGACUAGAUGAAGGAAGACAUGACGCGGUCUCUUCAGUCUGGGUUUUAUUUGGCUCCAAGGAUUACUGUUGUGAUGUGUUUUGUUUCAUAUAUCGCUCAGACUAUGUGAUAAUUAAUCAGUAUGAUGUGUGAUUCAUCAUGUUUAAAUUUCCAUCCAGUCUGGUUCAGGCAUAACUGAAAAGGGGGGGUAACAUAAUCAUCACAUAUUCAUGUAUAUAUGUAUAUGAAAUUAGUUAACAUGAUUAUAUUUCAGAGUCUGGUAAUUAAAAGCAUCUAUGCAAGGAGAUAUAGUCUCAAAAAUAUUAUAAAAUUUUACUUUUUUUUACUAUUAUUAGAUUCUUUGACAAAUAUUUUGACAUGAGAUAUAUGAAACAACUUACUAACAGCGUCUGUGGGCAUAGUUUUAAUGUUAUUUACUUAAAUUAUUGUUUUUAUGAGCUUUCUUAGUUGGAUGACAGUAGUCAGGUUUCAGUAUCUCUUAACCAUAACAUCUCGACUGGCUUCUGAACUGAUUCGGUCUUCUCUUCAGUGGGUACCCAAGGACUCUUUCUGUAGUCGUAAAGCUGCCACUUCAACCACUCACUUUCAUCUGAUACCAAGAUUAAGAACACACAAAUCAUUACUUCCACACCCUCAAUACGCCUUUGUGUCUGGUGCUUAGGAACAGCGACAGUUUUAACUUUUAUUCAUUUUAAAUUUUCUUCCACGAGCAUAGAAAGUCGGGUAGCCGAGUCGUAUAUUGACUGACUACAGGCUGGACGAUUGGGAGUUUGAUCCCCAACAGGGGCACAUGAUUUUCUUUUAGCCUUUGAUCGAGACUGGCUCUGGGGCCCACCCAGAGGUCCUUUCCCUAGGUGUAAAGCGCAGCCGGGGCAUGACGCUGGCCACUUAUCUGCAUCUAGUACCGAGGUUGAGAAUGCGUAGGAGCUAUACUUCCUCUCCUCGUAAGCACCUACAUGGCGUGUAAUGAGAUUACUGUUUUUUUACCCACAGUGGAGCUACGUUCGACUGUGCCUGCAUUGCGAUCGUCAAGCGUAGUGUUCCUAAAUUUUUGUUGCUGUUACUUAAAAAUAUUCCCAUGAUAAUAUGUUGCAAGAAGUUCGGUCUUGAUCUUGUUUGGUUCUGGUCCACUGUGAUAAAGAUUCUAUCAGGUACAAGGAUAUUCUCUGUUGUUUGGUUAUCUUCCGCGUAGACCACGACUGUGUACGCUGCAAUCUGAGGGCUGGAUACAGAGCCUAUGUUGUAACUGAGAGCAGCUGAAUGGGGAAAUUUAUAUUUUUCAGGAUCUAGCAGUUUGAGUCUCAAUAUUUCAGACUAAUCAUUCAUUUUCUCUUUUCUGUGGUGUCGAAAACAAGAAAAAAGUAAUUAAAUCUGUUACUAAAUUUGAAGGAAUAACAGAAGGUUGAAUAAGUACAUAUUAUUGUGCUUUUGGCAAAUAACUUAUUAAGUAUUGUUUUCCUCCGUAAUUAUAAGACUGACCAAUUUUUUUCUAAAAUAAAUGGACCACUGGUCUUUUAAAAAAAAAUUUCAAACCCCAGAGUGAAGUUGGCAGGCUUUCUUAUCGAAACCAAAGCGAGACUUGACAUAUACCAGUUUUGUAUGAGCUAUAAAAUAUUCCGCAACUGUUUCUUAGAUGAUGACAUUUUAGAAACUGUUGAUGUAACCUGAGAUCACAUCUGAAUGCUUGUGACUGCCGAACUAUAAGACAAGAAGAGGUGAUGGCCUAAUUAUAUGGACCUAAAAUGGACUACUUGAAAUAUCAAAGUGUCUGUAGUUACGAUAGCCUGCCUUGACAACUACUCACAAGAUAGUCUGCUCUGACCCCAAAAAUUGUUUGAGUUCCAAACAUGGUUCAUAUACUGACAAGUUCACCCACAGUGUUUCUAAUAUAAAACUAAUGUUAUGGAUUAAUUUAAGCAGUGGAAGAAAUUUUGUGUCAUUUUAGUAGGCCAGGUAAAAAAAUCUUCUAACCAUGAAAAUGACUGUCUUGUCAGUUUAUCCACCAUGUAAUUUGAUAGAAUUUAAGGUUUUCAUGCGUCAUGUUUGUGUUUUUUGAUUAAAAUAUAUAAUAAAAUUCAGGUCAAUACACAAAACUAUAUUUAGAUGUUAAAAUUUAAAUGUUAAAAUUUAAAAUUUUAACACAAUCCAAGUCAUUGACUCAAGCACCUGACACCCUCUACCUAUAUAUACCACCCGCUGCUAUACACGAACAGACAGUCAACCCGAGCAGACGUGAUACACCACACAACACGACUUAUGGUAUGUUAUUGAGUUUCUUAAUGUUACAAUAUAGUUCAUAUUCCAAAACUUAUUUGCAUAUAAAAUAAAAAAAUAAAAAAUAAAUAACUCCCACAUAUUAUUACAUUUAUUUACAGAAUAAUCAAAAUAAAAUGCGUAAAAUGGGAGGAUCAGCGGAACACAUGCUACAAUAAUGAAUAUACUGAAAGACAUGCAUUAAAAUAUAAAAUAGUUUUAAAGACAACACCUGAAGAUGAUGUAUUACAUCGAAACAUGUUGUGAAAUGAAUAAAAGCGCUUUAUUGUAACA
Zootermopsis nevadensis is the source of this 5445-nucleotide messenger RNA. RefSeq names its product serine/threonine-protein kinase SIK2. Gene Ontology annotation, cellular component: cytoplasm. Lineage: Eukaryota; Metazoa; Arthropoda; Insecta; Blattodea; Termopsidae. Gene Ontology annotation, biological process: protein phosphorylation; microtubule cytoskeleton organization; intracellular signal transduction. The record is from RefSeq and is a predicted model, not a curated record. Gene Ontology annotation, molecular function: ATP binding; tau-protein kinase activity.